GCCACAGCUCUCGGCAGAGACGCCCGUGAUUUUGCACCCCCGCUCGAGCAGAAUUUACCGGACUAUACGACGAGGGUGCACCACGGUUUAUCUUUUCUCUCCUCUCUCUCUCUCUCUCUUUCUCUCUUUCUCUCUCUCUCUCUUUUUUCUUUCUCUUUCUUCCCUUUUUCCUCUUUGUCUCUUACUUUCCGUCUGUUUUUUCAAUCCCGCGGUCAUACUCGCUCCUUCUUUUUUCUCUCGGAGAGACGUCUUCUCUCCCUCGUCGCGGAGGAAACUGUCUUUCCUCCUCGGAACUUUUCUCCGCUCGCGUAUUCGUACCCCUUGCACGGCCGUGCCGUUCGCGUUUCGCGACUCGCAGUUGUGACUCGCCGGCUGAUAACGUGGUGCAACGAGUGAGUGCUGACUGGGGAUACACGAGCUAAUCGCCCGGUCUCCCACUACCGAUCCCGAUACGGCCUCGAUACGGUGGUGAUGAUAGUGACCCGUUGACGCGAGGUGAACCACGCGCUGACAGCCGCGCUUCGAUCUCGUGAAACCCCCCAUCUCGGCUCAAUCGCAUCGUCCCGAUCUCGCCGACAGUCCGUCUUCGGGGUCCACCGCGCUCGUUUCACGUGAUCCCGCUGGAGCGCGAGCUAUAAACGUUGAGAGGGUCAGGGUGAUCGACCGAGGGAAACGACACCGUAUCGCGUCCGAUAUUGCACACGCGUCGCGUUUGUCCAAGUCGCAUUCUCGAAGAGCGAAAGAGAGUUUCGUGAAUCGCACGAGGAGGGACAAAAAUUUUGUCACACAUCGAUCGGACCAUCGAUCGUUUCCCGAGAAGUUCGAAUCGGGAACGUUUCUUCCGCGCGACAACACACGCCGCAACAUGUACCGUUCGACGAUUCGCGCGACAGUUUACGCACCUCGGUGACGUGGUUGAUGAUCGAUGACGGCGAGAGUAGUCGCGCGGAAUCACGUGGUCGACUUGGACUCGCCGCGGCGCGCAUAUAUUUAUAAUGAAAUUUGCAGCCAAACGCUGGGACGUGCAGCAGCGUGCUUAUAGCUGGUGGUGGUGGUGGUGCCAUGACACUCGUCGGUCUCGCCGACAUUCGGAAUGAGCUAUGCGCGGCCACGGACUCCUUGACCUCUUAAAGUCGCGACGCGAUACGUGGAGCGCACUCCGCGUGCGAAGUACGUGCGGUAAACCCGCUCUUAACAAUACAGCAAGGCUAAACCUCGCGCGCGUCGCGAAAGGGGCGAAAGUCGCGAGCGGGCGGGUAUAGCACCCGGUGGGGUGGCGAUCGAACUUUCUGAAAUUUCAAGAAGUUCAUCGCCGACUUGGCGAGCACGUCAAAUCGGCUUACGCGCGCUUUACACGCAUCUCGCGCAUACACACAUACACACACAAACAAACAAACAAACAAAAACACACACACACACACACACAGUUGCGAGCAAAAUGCCGCAAUCCGUCAGACGCAACGAUCUUCCACAACAACAACAAGUGCGAUCAGAAACUUUCGAGUGCGCGUAACUUGACGGACAAAAAUCGAAAAAUCACUCAUCCUCGUCGUCAUCCAUCGUGCGUGGUUUCCGGAUACGCUUAUCAUUAACCGUCGCGAGUUGAGUAAUACGACGCGACUACAGGGGAUUAUCAAUUUUGUUUCUCACAGUUCACUCCCAACAGCUCAAUCUCAAGUACUGAGAGAGUAAAACGUAGUGUAAUUUAAGCAACGUGGUGCGCAUCGCUCGACGUGUCUUUUAUACAGUGAACUUCCGGUUCGUUAGCCGCAACAUUUCUUUCUUCUGAAACGAAGCGCAACUCCCGCUGUAUUUAAAAAAAAAAAAAAGAAAGAUAUUUUCAAAUGUUUUCGUCAAGUGACGCGGAAAUGUGAUCCGAGUGCGCGCGACGUGAUUCUAAAAAAAAAAAAAAGAAAAAAACAAGAGAUGUUUCAAGUCUUCGUUGAUGCCGCGGUAAACACUGAACCGAUCGACGCGUCGCAUAAAUCAAUGAGAUAGAGGAAGACGAAUCGCGCCCUUUCGAAGAUUAACUCGACUGUUCAGGAUCCCGGUCGGCUGGUGGAUAACAGCGUGACGCGUAUCGAUCGGCUCCGGCAAUCGAAGCGAUCUAAGCGAUAACAUGAGGUCGGCGAAAGUAGUAGAAAAUCGAAAGAGAUGAUCGAGCACAGGUCCCAAUGACAUCUCGGCGGGGCGGGAGCGAGGGAUACAAAAGUCCUCCCAGCUCUCCGAGCAGCGGUUCGGAGGACAAUGGUUUCACGAACCGGCCCCGAGUGGCCGGGCUCUACGUGAAGAAUCUGAGCCGAGAGGAGUUGGAUGAGUUGGCCAAGGAGGGUAUUUACGGGCCCACGGGCAACCCGAACGACCGGCCCAGAGACGGCGGCAGCCAGAGGAGUCUGAACCUGCCGGGUAGCAGUCGGGACUUCGACGGUCAGGAUCGUCACUACAGGGGAGCGACUUCCAGGACACCUCAGCCGCCGAGAAGAUCCGCCGUCGGCGCCAGACACCGGGAACACGGCGGACCGCCGGAGAACCUAGCGCGAAGGGAUUAUCAUGGCUCGCUUCCGAUUGAGAGAGGCUGGCCGAGGCGACUGGAGGAUCGUCCUGGACAGGCCUCGCCGGAGAGACUUCUCCGGGGAUCCUCCGAGUUUCCCGUCGGCUGGAGGGAGCCGUUUCCAAGGCUCAGCCCUGGUGUGUCACCCAGAGGAAGUUCCAUCGACGUGCGAAUCAUCAGCGAUGACGGCAGGGUAGCGGCUGGACCGCGUCGUUUCGUCGGGGAUGGGCCGAGAGGACGUGCCGAAGGACCUCGCGUGUCCGGUUUAGCGGGACCUGGCGGCGAUCGGGAAACGCCGGAACCGGCCAGGCGAUCGCCGCCGCCGUACGCGGGUCUGAGUCCGCCCGAAUACGAGGAACCGCAACCGAGAAUCUAUCCCAAGGUCGCGUCGAGAACUUAUCAGACGGACAAAGAACGUCCGAGGGCGCCGGAAGAAGAUGAUUCCGCGAUUUUCAAGCCAACGGCCUCACGCGACAUCGACAAAACGACGGAACGAGCUCCGAGUCCGUCGAGAACACCGGUGUCGGAAAAACUGACGUCCCCGGAUUCGAAGAGGAGCGAGUCCCCGCCGACGAAGAGAACCGGAUCCAGGAUGCAGGACAGCACGAGGCUGCGACCGCCGUUGGCCGGAACCGCCGGGAUCUCCGCCGAUUCCGGCACCGGAGACUCCGGAAGUGCGGAGAUCCAGGCGGACGUCGUGACCCCGUCGCAGCCCGCGUCGGGCGACAUUCUGGACAUCACCGUGACCAAGACCGAGGACAAGUCGCCCGGUUCGAGAACGCCCGGCAGCAAGAGCGGCAAGCAGACGGUGAAGCCGUUCACGAAGGAGAGCCUCGACAGAUUGGAGAACAAGACUGUGCAGUUAGUGCGCGACUAUGGCUUUCAACCGAAGAGAAAAAUGUCGGUGGAGGAUGGUGCGGUACUGCCAAACAAAUUCGAACCGUUCCCGACCGAUCUGUACGGCAGACCGCUCGAGGAGAUCGACAACUUCAUCUACGACGAGACGUUCUGCGUGGUGUCCAAGAGGUUCCGGAAGAACUACAUCCAUAGGUUUACGGCGACCAAUAGUUGGUUCAUAUUCUCCCCGUGGAAUCCGAUACGGCGGUGGUGCAUCUUCCUGAGUACGAAUCAGUACUUCGAUUACGUGGUCAUGACUACAAUACUUACUAACUGCGUCUUCCUGGCCAUGACCGAAACCUUCGAGGAAGCCGAAUAUUUCUUCCUAGCCGUGUACACGGCUGAAAUGGUGAUAAAAUCAAUAGCGAAGGGAUUUAUAUUGAACAAGUACACUUAUCUGCGGAAUCCCUGGAACUGGCUGGACUUCGUGGUGAUUAGCAGCGGAUACGCCACUAUCGGGAUGGAGGUCGGGAAUCUGGCCGGUCUCAGGACGUUCAGGGUGUUGAGAGCACUUAAGACUGUAUCCAUUAUGCCAGGUCUAAAGACUAUCAUCAACGCACUGCUGCACAGCUUCAAGCAACUCGCCGAAGUAAUGACGCUGACAAUUUUCUGUCUGAUGGUCUUUGCACUGUUCGCUCUGCAGGUUUACAUGGGCGAGCUUAGAAAUAAGUGCGUGAAGCAUCAAGAACCGAACGCCACGCAAAUCGAUUGGAUCGAGUGGACUUGGAACUCAUCCAAUUGGGCGUUCAACGAGUACGAAGAGCCAAUCAUCUGCGGCAAUGUAACCGGCGCCAGGCACUGCAACGAGAGCUACACUUGUCUCUGCGUUGGCCCUAAUCCAAACUACGGUUACACCAACUUCGAUAAUUUCCUGUGGUCAAUGCUCACCACCUUUCAACUGAUUACUCUGGAUUACUGGGAGGACGUUUACAAUAAGGUGUUAUCGGCAUGCGGGCCCGUCGCCGUUUUGUUCUUCACGGUGGUCGUGUUCUUCGGCUCGUUCUAUCUGCUGAACUUGAUGCUGGCCGUCGUUGCGUUGAGUUACGAAGAGGAAGCCGAGAUCACAAACGAGGAACGCAGAAAAGACCUGACGGAUCACCGUGAGGACUCGACGUUCAGCUUCGAUCCGUCGAAGAUCAACAUCAAGACAUUGACGAAAGAUAAGCAGAAGCGAAUAGACGCCCGUAAAGGUGUUCUGCUGAGCAGUUACACGAGGAAAAAGACGCGCAGAAGAAAACGGGGUCGAAGCAGCGCCGGUCAGGAGAGAAACGGUGGUGCACGCAGCAGAUCCGUGACUCCCAGCCCGAGUCCGAGUCCCCGGCACUCGAACGUGCGACCGUCCCACCUGCCGCUUCAGAACGUCAGUCCCAGAGCGCCGGAUCCCAACACGGUUCACCGGCUUGCGCCGAAUCGGGGGAUGCUGCACUCGAGACAGGCCAGCAACAACAGCAACCAGCAGUCGUCGCUGGACGAUUCCGGGGUGGUCGACGAUCACGACGGCGACGACGUCACGUCCGCCGAGGAGCAGCACGACAAACGGGAGUCGCAUCGGGAACACCGGGCUGAGAGGUCUCACGAGAGAUCACCGCGGGAUCACGGCAGGAUCCCGCAGCAGUCCGCGAUUCCCCAACCGCCGCCGCGCAACCCGGAGUGCCCGCCCGCGCCGGUCACGGUCUCGGUGAGGACCGGCAACCGAGAGAUCCGGGUGCUCAAGUGCAACGGGGUCAAAACGAAGAAACAUAUGUACGCGCUGCCGCCAGAGUACCUGUCGCACAUUGUAGUUUUAGAUGAUCUUCCAGAUAGAAACUGCGAUAAGUGUAUUCAAUGCUGCGUGGAUUACGAAGGAUGGCUACGAUUUCAGAACUGUCUGUACAAGGUGGUGAGAGAUCCUCUGUUUGAGCUGAUGAUCACCCUCUGUAUCGUCCUGAAUACCGGAUUUCUGGCGAUGGAGCAUCACGGUAUGAGCGAAUCGAUACGACAGGCGCUCAACAUCGGCAACAAAGUGUUCACCAGCAUCUUCACGUUCGAAUGCUUCCUGAAGCUCCUCGCGCUCAGCAAGGACUUCUUCAACAACGGCUGGAACAAUUUCGAUUUGAUUAUUGUUUCCGCAUCGCUCAUCGAUCUCACGUUCGAGCUGGUGGACGGCCUGUCGGUGAUACGUGGCUUACGUUUGCUGCGCGUUCUCAAACUCGCUCAGUCCUGGACGACCAUGAAGGUGCUCCUCAGCAUCAUUAUCUCAACAAUCGGCGCGCUCGGUAAUCUGACCUUCGUGCUGGUGAUCGUGAUCUACAUAUUCGCGGUUAUCGGCAUGCAGCUGUUCAGCAAGGACUACACACCGGACAAAUUCUAUCCGGAUCCGGUUCCGCGCUGGAACUUCAACGAUUUCUUCCAUUCGUUCAUGAUGAUAUUCCGCAUUCUGUGCGGCGAGUGGAUCGAGCCUUUGUGGGACUGCAUGCGCGCCGAGAGGGACGACGGACCGGGUACGUGCUUCGCGAUCUUCCUGCCGGCUCUGGUAAUGGGCAAUUUCAUGGUCCUCAACCUCUUCUUGGCGUUGUUGCUCAAUAGCUUCAACUCCGAGGAGCUGAAGCAGAAGAAGGAGGAGGUUGGCGAGGAGUCGAAGCUCGCGCGAUCCUUCGAUCGCAUCAGGUCGAUCGUGCGCAAGCAGAAACAUCGAAAGGAGAACUCGGAGAACGAGAAGAACAUCCGACUGGAACAGAUCGUGCGCGAGGUGAUGGACAAGUCCGACAAGGAGAAGUACGCGAUCCAGGAGACCGUGCUGAGCCUUCCCAAAGACAAUAUUUACAAUAGAUCGUAUCAGGAGAGUCUCAAUCAGCCGGUCUUCACGUACGACCCGGUCUAUCGUCAAGCCACUCUCACCACCUAUAGUCAGAGCAGUCAGGAGAAGGAGAGCAAGAAGGUGCCCGAGAAGGACAACAGCAACGAGACCCACGUCGAGGAGAGUAUAGAGCUGGAAGUGCUGAAGGACACCAGCAAGCGGGACGAGGAGGUGGCCAUGCUGCCGGAGGAAAAGCAACAACCACCCGUAAAGAUCGAGGAGACCAAGGGGAAACGUCCGUGGCACGCUCUCGUGAGUUACGUGGACGAGCUCACGGUCGGCGGUAGAAGAGACAGCAAGGGAAGGUACAUCGACGGGAUGGGCUCGUUUCCGGGGUUCGGCAGGAACAAAGAGCGCAAGGAGCCGCUCGACUGCUUCCCCCAGCACUGCUACCAAAAGUGUAGCUGUAUAAAUCGUUGCCUCGCCACGAACCUCGGCAAGAAAUGGAUCAAGGUCCGAACGGGCGUGCUCUCGGUGGUGGACACGCCCGCGUUCGAAUGGAUGAUCCUAGUCUUAAUUUUCGCAUCUUCCAUAACACUGUGCUUCGAGGACAUCUACCUAGACGACAAUCCUUUUUUGAAGAACAUUCUCUAUUGGACCAAUCUUGGCUUCUGCACGCUUUUCAGCGUCGAGAUGCUUCUGAAAUGGCUAGCCCUAGGCUUCUGUAAAUACUUCACCAGUUUCUGGACAAUCCUGGAUUUUAUAAUCGUUUUCGUAUCCAUGUUUAGCCUUUUGAUAGAAGAAAAUGAAAAUCUCAAAGUAUUGCGAUCACUAAGAACGCUACGCGCCCUAAGACCGCUGAGAGCGAUCUCAAGAUGGCAAGGCAUGAGGAUCGUAGUGAACGCGUUGAUGUAUGCGAUACCUAGUAUAUUCAACGUGCUCCUCGUCUGUCUCGUGUUCUGGCUUAUUUUUUCGAUAAUGGGCGUUCAGUUCUUCGGCGGCAAAUUCUUCAAGUGCGUAGACGAAAACGGGAACAGGCUGGAUAUUUUGGAAGUCAGCACGAUGGAAGAGUGUUACAGCAAAAACUACACCUGGGAGAACAGCAAGAUCACGUUUGAUCACGUCGGCAUCGCUUACCUGGCCCUGUUUCAAGUGGCGACUUUCGAGGGAUGGAUGGAGGUGAUGGAGGACGCCGUGGACGCGAGGGGAGUGGAUUUGCAACCGCAGAGGGAGGCGAAUCUGUACGCUUAUCUCUACUUCGUCAUAUUCAUCGUAUGCGGCUCAUUCUUCACGCUCAAUCUCUUCAUUGGAGUCAUCAUAGACAAUUUCAACAUGUUGAAGAAGAAGUACGAAGGUGGGGUGUUAGAAAUGUUUUUGACCGAGAGUCAAAAACACUACUACACUGCCAUGAAAAAGCUUGGCCGUAAAAAGCCGCAAAAAGUUAUAAAACGUCCGAUGAACCAAUUCCUCGCAAUGUUCUACGACCUGUCCAAUUCUCGCAGAUUCGAAAUAGCUAUCUUCGUUUUGAUAUUCCUCAACAUGCUAACGAUGGGGAUCGAGCACUACAAUCAGCCCCAUCCCAUCUUCUUCGUCCUUGAGGUGUCAAACGCGUUCUUCACGACCGUGUUCGGUCUUGAAGCGAUCGUGAAGAUCAUAGGUCUGCGAUAUCACUACUUCACGGUCCCGUGGAAUCUGUUCGACUUUUUGCUGGUGUUGGCGUCCAUUCUGGGUAUACUGAUGGAGGACAUCAUGAUGGACUUCCCUGUGUCCCCGACGCUCUUGCGAGUCGUAAGGGUGUUCAGAAUUGGUAGAAUCUUGAGGCUCAUCAAGGCCGCGAAAGGUAUCCGCAAGCUGCUCUUCGCGCUUAUCGUCAGUCUUCCAGCGCUCUUCAACAUCGGGGCCCUUCUGGCCCUGAUCACAUUUAUCUACGCGAUCAUCGGCAUGUCCGUUUUCGGACACGUCAGGAAGCAGGGCGCAUUGGACGAUAUGGUGAACUUCGAAACGUUCGGUAGAAGUAUGCAGCUGCUGUUCCGUUUGAUGACAUCGGCCGGAUGGAACGAUGUGUUGGAAUCGCUGAUGGUGCAACCGCCCGAAUGCGAUCCCACCCCGAACGUUCGACAGAUGAACGGAGAUUGCGGAUAUCCUCUGCUGGCGAUCACGUACUUCACGUCGUUCAUUAUCAUCAGCUACAUGAUAGUCAUCAAUAUGUACAUCGCCAUCAUUCUGGAGAACUUCAAUCAAGCACAUCAGGAAGAAGAGAUCGGAAUCGUCGAGGAUGACCUGGAGAUGUUCUACAUUCGAUGGUCGAAGUACGAUCCGCAUGCGACUCAAUUCAUCAGUUUCUCACAGUUGAGCGACUUCAUAGCGAGCCUAGACCCGCCGCUGGGGAUAUCAAAGCCCAACGUCGUGGCGUUGGUCAGCUUUAAUCUUCCCAUCGCAAAGGGUAACAAGAUUCAUUGUCUGGACAUCCUGCACGCGCUCGUCAAGCACGUUCUUGGACACGUAGAAGAAUCGGAUGACUUCAGAAAACUUCAGGACCAGAUGGACGGCAAAUUUAAGAAGCAGUUCCCGACCAGGAAGGAAUUGGAGAUAGUGUCUUCCACGAGAAUCUGGAAGCGGCAAGAUAAAGCUGCCAAAUUGAUUCAACAAUCUAUAAGGGAAUACAUUGCGAGGAAAAGGGAGCGUGAAAGAAUCGCCCAGGAAGUUGACUCGCAGACGCAGACCUCGAGCCCGGGCGUGGAUGGUAAGGGCGGAGGCGGAUGGAGCGGUAAGCUGUCGGCUUUGCUGCAUGUGCACCGGGGUAGCCGGGCGAGUAGCCGCAAGUCCUCCAGGGCCAGCGACGCCAGCGACCUCAGCGAAAUCGGCACCGCUUCGGCGUGGCUGUUUCCUAAUCUUCCUCUGCUGUUGCUCUCCGGCGCCACAGGAACCCACGAGGACCUGCAAGCCCCGACGCUAACCGUAUCCCGUCCUUCACCAACCGCCGAACAACCUUCCGCAGCUUCGAGCUCAGGCUCCGAUUCUCACGGCACCGUCAGAUCGCUGAGUGCUACUCUGGGCCGGCAGGACGCAGUGGAAAAAUAUCCGGAGGACGAUACGGUGAGCCCGCCGAUCUCGAAGCGUGGCUCGCUUCGACCGAGCGGUACCACGCUUUCUCUGAACACGCUGCAGCGCGACAUCAAGGAGGCGUUCAAUCGGCGCUGCGGCAGUCUGAGACGGCGGGCGCCGCCACCGGAACCGGUGCAGCUGCCGGUCGAGGGUAGCGACGUGAGUAUCCUGGUUACGGAGCCGAGUCCGGAGAACACCGCGCCGCCCGCGAGGCCGCCGUUGCUCAGGCAGCAAUCGGAGGCGACGGUGGUGCACGUGCUCGUACAUCGGGAGAGCGAGGAGUACCAGGACAUGCCGGACGACAGCUGAUCCUAAAUUCAACAAUGUCCGGCGGUCGAAGGCGGCCUCCGACGACAAAUAACGACGACGACAACACAUGACUCUCAGUGAUAUAAUAUUAUAAUAACGUAGACGUAACAUAUUAUUAGACUUUUCACACGUAAAGCGCAGAUUCUAGCUAGGUAGAACAAUAAUCCGCAUAUGGCUUCUUCGAGGCGAACCUCCUCGAGACAGGGUGCGACUGAUAUGCGCGGUGUGUUGCGUGAGUGUGUGCGUGUGUGUCGUCGAAGUGUCGAAUGAGAUUUCUUUGUUUUUUUUUUUUUUUUUGAUUUUUUUUUACGUGGCGAUGGUUCUCGGCCGCGAACAAGGAAGGACGCUUUGCAAGAUUCCUCGCUGAGAGUUGAUGAAUUUCUCGAACGAACUUUCCCUUCCUUGGAAACGCGUUUUGUCGAGUCCAUCUGUGAUGUUCUCGGUUACGAAAUUGUGAUCUCGAAAUUGUGACCGACCGUGAUUAAUCGAGAAAAUGCUUCCCGACGACCGUUGAUAGAUGCGCGCAAGUGAUUGUUGAUAAAAACGUCGAACAACAAGACGCUUUUGUAACGAUUUCUGAUUCUUUCUUGGAGGUUGAGAGCCAUUGCACCGAGAGCGAGAGAGAGAGAGAGAGAAAGAGACGAGAAAAAGGGACAAGGACGAGAUCGAGAAUAUUUUGACGGCUUUUCUAUUGCAAAACAAAAUCAGAAGGCGCCUCGCGCGCCAAAAGAAAAUGAUAAAAACAAAAAAAAAAAUGUUCGAGUAUGAAAAAUCUUUUGACAACAUUGAAAUUUCAAAUUGGUUAUCAUAUAAAACCGACGCGAUUUUAAAGACGCAGAUCUACGUAGCGCGGACGAGAAAGAAAUUCUUUCACAUUUCGAAGUGCAUUCGAUAACGCAAUUAUCGAAAAGUUGCAAAAUUUGUUCGUUUGUUAGAGAGAGUCUCGAUUUCACUCGCUUGCUUCGAGAUGUAGUAGCGUUUCAGCGUUUAAUUCCGUGAGAUUUUCAUCUUUCUUAACGUAAAANAAAANNAAAAAAAAAAAAAAAAAAAGAGAGAAAAACAUCGAGGGAUAAAAGAGAAACAGGAGCGACAUUUGCAUUCGCGCUUUAUAGAGGAGACGGGCUUCUUCUCGGCGAAACAAAUCGUGAGAAAGAAACAAACAAACAAACAAAUUGGAAUCACACCUUUUUAUCGAUUGUACAUUUAUAUACACAUCGCGAUCCUUGUCUCUUACGUCGUGGGGAGGGGGGCUGGUCGGACCAAAUCUGGGCACACAUUCGACUCCGUUGAGAACGGUCUUCUCCACAGAAACAAUUAAGAAAAAACAAAACAAAACAAAACAAAAAAAAAAAUACAGAAAACCUAGAUCGUUAGCUCGUAGAUGAACGCAGACCGCCCGGAGUUUGCUACGAAGAACGAAUUUUAGCGGUAUAAAAAAAAAAAAAAAAGAGUACUGCCUCAAAUCUUAGGAAUAAAUUACUUUCGCGUCACUCUAACGCGGCGAGAAAAGUGAAAAAAUACAACCAAACGAAUAAAAAGAAACACACACACACACACAGGCGGA
Messenger RNA from Pseudomyrmex gracilis, 11202 nucleotides. RefSeq names its product sodium channel protein 60E-like. Gene Ontology annotation, cellular component: plasma membrane; voltage-gated sodium channel complex. The record is from RefSeq and is a predicted model, not a curated record. NCBI's taxonomy places the organism in Eukaryota, Metazoa, Arthropoda, Insecta, Hymenoptera, Formicidae. The coding region runs from base 2175 to 9638 and encodes 2487 amino acids. Gene Ontology annotation, biological process: membrane depolarization during action potential; neuronal action potential; sodium ion transmembrane transport. Gene Ontology annotation, molecular function: voltage-gated sodium channel activity; protein binding. The transcript has 21 exons.